GGACAUGGUCCGACAAACGCGGCGGAGCCUUUUAGUCUGCCCAGUCGUCGCCAGCCCGUUACCCGCGGAUUUCCAACAAACAAUUGCAGACAUUCUACUUAGAGAUACCAUUCUCUCUCUUCCGUUGUCUCUCUAAAUAUGAGGUGGUUUGUGUCCUGGAACAUGGUGUAGCUCAAUCAUCAGUGAAGCAGCCUCAGCACACUUGCACUGAGCCAGGAUGUCCAGUAGCUCCGGCUACCCCGCCAGCCAGGGGAGCUUCAGCAGUGAGCAGAGCCGGUACCCAUCCCAUUCUGUACAGUACACAUUCAGCGGCACGCGGCACCAUCAGGAUUUCGCCGUACAGGAUUAUCGGACUCACAUGCAGGAUCCACAGGGUCGAAGAAGACCGUCUUUACUGUCUGAAUUCCACCCUGGGACUGAAAGGCCUCCAGAGAGACGCCAUGGUUAUGAGCAGCAGUUCAACUCCAUCUCCACUCAGCCUGAACACGAGGCACUGGAAGCUAAGCGCCCACGCAUGGAGUCCAUUGCUGAGGCGCACAUCACCCGCACCCCUCCUUCUUCUGGCAGUAUUCUGCUGCCUAUGCACCAUACGUUACAGGACAGCCUCAGAGCCACUGUGGAGGUCAAAAAGGAGUCGCCAUUCACUGUGAAAGUGGAAUGCCCUUCCCCAGGAGGAGCUACGUUACACAUUGGGGAAGAGCAUGACACCUCCCCUUCCAAGCUAUCGAAGGAGGAGCUGAUUCAGAGUAUGGACCGUGUGGACAGAGAGAUUGCUAAAGUGGAGCAGCAGAUUUCCAAGCUAAAGAAAAAGCAACAACAACUGGAGGAGGAAGCAGCAAAGCCAGUGGAGCCAGAAAGGCCAGUGACCCCUCCCCCAGUGGAACACAAGCAUCGCAGCAUAGUCCAAAUCAUCUAUGAUGAGAACAGGAAAAAAGCUGAAGAGGCCCAUAAGAUACUAGAAGGUCUUGGUCCCAAGGUGGAGCUGCCUCUGUACAAUCAGCCGUCAGACACAAAAGUUUACCAUGACAACAUUAAAACCAAUCAAGUCAUGAGGAAGAAGCUGAUUCUGUUUUUUAAGAGGAGGAACCACGCUCGUAAACAAAGGGAACAGAAGAUCUGCCAGCGCUAUGACCAACUGAUGGAAGCUUGGGAGAAGAAGGUGGAGCGAAUGGAGAACAACCCCAGGCGCAAAGCCAAGGAGAGUAGAACACGGGAAUACUAUGAAAGGCAGUUCCCUGAGAUCCGAAAGCAGAGAGAACAGCAGGAGCGCUUUCAGAGGGUUGGGCAGAGAGGAACAGGCCUCUCUGCCACCAUUGCCAGAAGCGAGCAUGAGAUAUCUGAAAUCAUAGAUGGCCUUUCUGAGCAGGAGAACAAUGAAAAACAGAUGAGACAGCUGUCGGUCAUCCCCCCCAUGAUGUACGACUCCGAGCAGAGGCGAGUGAAAUUCAUCAACAUGAACGGCCUGAUGGACGACCCCAUGAAGGUGUACAAAGCGCGGCAGUUCAUGAACGUUUGGACGGAGCAUGAAAAAGAGAUCUUUAAAGAGAAGUUUGUCCAGCACCCGAAGAACUUUGGCCUGAUUGCCUCCUAUCUAGAAAGAAAGUGUGUUGCUGACUGUGUCCUGUACUACUACUUGACCAAGAAAAACCACAACUACAAGACACUGGUGAGACGCAACUACGGUAGACGGAGGGGAAGGAACCAGCAAAUAACACGACCCUCACAGGAAGACAAGUCAGACGACAAAAACGAAGACGACAAAUCUGAGAAAUCAGAAAAAAAAGAGGAAGAGGAAAAGAAGGAAGAGGAAGAGAAAGAUGAAAAGGAGGAUUCAAGGGACAUUGGCAAGGACAAAGACAAGUGUGACGGCGGGGAGGACGAGGACGGAAAGGAGCAAAACACGCCGCGUGGCAGGAAGACUGCCAACAGCCAGGGCCGACGUAAGGGAAGGAUCACCACACGCUCCAUGGCCAAUGAAGCUGCCACUGUGGCGGCAGAGGAAGCACCUCCCCCUGCUUCAGAGGCUGCCGCGCCAGAUCCUCCUCUCCUCCCUAAAUCUGAUAUGGCUCAGAAGUCCAUAAAGGAACCUGCGAAACCGGCGACCCCAGUAGCUUCAGUAGACGCUAAAGCUGCUGCUGGUGAAACUGGAGAAACUUCUCGCUGGACCGAGGAGGAGAUGGAGGUUGCCAAAAAAGGCUUAGUUGAGCAUGGGCGCAACUGGCCGGCCAUCGCCAAAAUGGUGGGCACCAAAAGUGAGGCACAGUGCAAGAACUUCUAUUUCAAUUACAAAAGACGUCACAAUCUGGACAACCUGCUUCAGCAGCAUAAGCAGGACACACGGCGGGCUCGGGCCGAUGGAGCUCAAGGUGAAGGUCUGACCACAGCCUCACCUGAUGACGACGAGGACAAUGCGGAUGACAGUGAAGGAGGUGACAAUAGCUCCGAUACAGAGAGUGCCCCCUCCCCCUCUCAAACUGAUCCUGCAAAGUCUGGCGACUCCAAGAAACCAGACGGCGCUGCAGGAGAUGCUCAGAGCUCAGAUGAUCAAGUCAGCAAUGCAAAGACAUCUGACCCUUCCUCAUAUGGGAAUCUCUGCGUCAAGGAAGAGAAAAGCCCAGAGGGCGAGGCUGGUUCUCAAGAGGAAAAGACCAGAGUGGCUUCCUACUCAGGUGUGGUCCAUCCAAAAACCGAACCUCUGGAAGUGGACUUGAAAUCGGGAGAGAUUCAGGUGAAAAUGGAACCUGAGAUCAAGGAGAAAGGAGAUCACCAUGAAAGGCAGAGGGAGCUCCACUCGGAUAACGACUCCAGCGCCACCUGCAGUGCAGAUGAAGAUGUAGAAGCAGAGCCUGAAAGACAGCGAAUACUUUCUAUGGAGAAGCCCUCUUUGCUCAGCCCUGCAGGCACGGUCCUGGUGUCUUCAUCCAAGCAAGCUCCUCUCAACAUCCAGCAGAUGCAUCAGCGGGCAGCUGCCAUCCCACCGAUGGUACCCGGUCCUUAUGGCUCCGGUUCAGUGACCAUCAGCGGCUUUGCUAUGUUGCAGCACCAAAUCAAAGCCGUGCAUGCGUCAGCACAUCAAGACGACAAGCAGAGGCAGGAUCAGGGGGACGUGGAGCGUAGACCACACUUCAACACUCGCAGCCCAAGUGUACUCGACAGAGAUGGUAAGCCCCCUCCCUACAUGCCUUAUGAAAUGAUGUUGGCUCUGGACCAGGAGGCCCUCUCUGGUAGGUCAGGCUCCCCUCACAGACUGUCCCCCAGGGAUCUAAGCAAGUCCUCACCCCAGCCUGACCCCAACAUCCCCAAUGCUUCCCGCUACACUGUGCCGCCAGUCCUCCACCCAGCCCCCAACCAGCUGAUCCAGAGUCUGCCAGAUGGAGUGCGGAUGACUUUCAGCAGACCCAGUCGACCUCCCAACAUUCCCUCUCCUCCUCCUCUCAUUCCAACCACCAAACCCACAGACAAGCCAUCCUUCAUUCACGGGGGCUCCAUAUCUCAGGGAACCCCAGGUACGUACCUUCCUUCCCACGCUGUUUAUGGGCCUGAGGGGAGUAAGAGCACUGUGGGCUCCAUCUCUCUGGGUCUGCCUCGGCACCAGGAUCCCAACAAGUCUGGAGCAGCAGUUCCAUCAAUGCAUGACGGUAGAGGAAACCUGACAAAAAUGGGCGAGAGCCUGGCUUUCAGAGGCUCAAUCACUCAGGGCACUCCAGCCCUCCCCCAGUCUACUGUUGCUGCUGACCUGCUGAAGGGCACCAUCACCAAACUGGCCACAGAAGACCUGAGCAGCUCUGACAAGUCCAGAGGAGACCAACUGACUAAAGGUCACGUUAUCUAUGAAGGCAAGAGUGGUCACAUCCUCUCUUAUGAUGCUAUCAAGAACCCCAGGGAGAACACCCGCAGCCCCAGAAGUGGCCAUGAGUUGAAACGCACCUAUGACAUGGAGGGGUCCAUUGGCAGAGGCCACGCUGGCAGAGAAGGAGCUCCAUUCGAAGGUUUGAUUAGCAGAGCCAUGCCCAGAGAAGUUCUCCACGGAGAUGCCAAAGAAAGAUCACUAAUCGCCGGAUCCAUCAUGCAAGGGACACCUAGAACCGCAGCAGAGACAUACGAAGACACUCUGAAAUAUGGAAAACGCAUUAAACGAGAGAGCCCUCCCAUCCGCUCUUUUGAUGGGGGUAUUGGCAAAGGAAAGCCAUACGAGGGGGUCAACACCAUUAAAGAGACCGGGCGCUCCAUUCAUGAAAUCCCUCGACAAGACCAGCCUGGCCAGGACCUCAGAAAGACCCCUGACCUGUCAGAUAGGAGGGUCAUUGAGGGAUCCGUGCCUCAGGUUAGACUGAUUCACUCCCUGAACCAGCCUACGAUCAAGCACAACGUCAAGUCCCUCAUCACCAGUCCCAGUAAGCUACCCCACAGCAUACCCCAUCUGGAGGCCAUGGAACGAGCCAAAUAUGAAGAGAGCAAGGCGGUGCGCCACACCUCCGUGGUUAACUCUACCACCUCUGUGCUGCGGUCCACACACCAAGAGGCUGGCAAAUCCCAGCUUAGCCCCGGCUUGUAUGAGGAUGCCAACGCUCGCAGGACCCCUGUCAAUUACACCUCCAGUCCUGUGACCAGAGGUUCACCCAUGCUAGGACGCUCAUCAGACGGAUCCAAGUCUUCAGCACAUGAAAGAAAGAACGCCAUGACACCCACGCAGAGAGAAAGUGUCCCAGCCAAGUCCCCGGUGUCUGGCGGUGACCCCGGGGCUUCUCACAGCCCUUUCGACCCUCACCACAGGCCGGUCGUACCCGGGGAAGUGUACCGAGGCCACCUGCCAUCACAUAUGGACCCCAGUAUUGCCUUCCACAGAGUGAUUGAUCCUGCCUUCAUGUUUCCUCGGCAGCCAUCCCCGACUGGCUACCACAACACAUACCAGCUGUACACCAUGGAGAACACGAGGCAGACCAUCCUCAACGAUUACAUCACUUCCCAGCAGAUGCAGGUCAUCCCCCGGCCUGAUAUGGCCCGUGGGCUGUCACCGCGAGAACAGCCCGUUGCUCUUCCGUACCCAGCUGCAGCAAGAGGGAUUAUUGAUCUAGCCCAGAUGCCUCCAACUAUCCUGUUGCCUCAUCCUGGGGGAACAGGUACUCCCACUUUGGAACGCAUCGCCUACCUCCCUGGAGCUCAGCCCCCUUUCCCUACUAGGGCUUUCAACCCAACUUCCAUAUCGCCAGGCCACCCUGCCCACCUUGCUGCCGCCGCUGCCAGUGUGGAGAGGGAACGGGAACGCGAGCGUGACCGUGAACAGCAGGAGAAGGAGAGGGAAAAGGAACGGGAGCAAAGGGAGCGCGACCGAGAGAUUCGAGAACGGGAGCGAGACAGAGAGCGAACAAGUGAUUACAUCCGUGGAAGUGGAGCAGAGCAACCAGGCCGACCAGGAAGUCGAGGUUACCUCCACUCCCCGUCACCCUCACUCAGGACGCAGGAAGUGGUUGUUCAGCAGAGGCCGAGUAUCUUUCAGGGCAAAAGUGUCAUCACUUCUCUAAUGCCUCAUUCAGCAGCACCAACAUCAGCGGCCCAGAGUAACUCUCGUUACAGUACUGCCGCUGAUGCGCUGGCCGCAUUGGUGGACAUUGCUGCCUCCGCCCCCCCUGUGGAUGUGACCAAAGUGAAGGAGAGCAAACGGGACGAACGGGAUGAUGAAAUAUCUUCAACAUCUCGGCGAGCAGUGAGCUUCUCGGAACAGCAGCAGGAGUCAGACCGGAGAUCGGUAGCAUACGGUGCCAUGACUCUGCCAGGGGGCAAGCCCCACCCGGCAUACCCUGAGGGUGCUGGAGCUAAAGAUAAGGGACCUCAAACAUCAAAGUCUCGUAUUGAGGAAGAGCUUCGAACCCGUGGAAAAACAACCAUUACGGCCGCCAACUUCAUCGACGUCAUCAUUACGCGACAGAUAGCCUCUGAGAAAGACUCACGAGAGCGAGGCUCUCAGAGCUCUGACUCCUCUAGUAGCUUGUCAAGUCGAUAUGACAACCCUGCCGGAGGAGCCAUUGAAGUAAUAAGUCCUGCAAGUUCUCCAGCGCAAUCCCAACAGGAGAAACUUGACGAGGGGCAACAGACAGCAGCUGGUAUGCGGUCUUAUGACAUCAGUCGAUACCGACCUUCAGGAGAGCUGCCACAGCCCAGUUCCCAGCAGCCAGCCUCCUCCCAACCUGACAGCUACUCCCAAAUCUCCAAGACACACCGGGUCAUGACCUUGGCAGACCACAUCUCGCAUAUUAUAACCCAAGACUUUGCCCGGAACCAAGACGUUCCCACAGCUUCUUCUUCAGCCUCUGCCACAUUCCAGAGCACGGUGCCAUCUGUGCCUUCUUCAGGUCGAACUAAGUUGACCAGCCGCUACAGUCCUGAGACUCAAGUCCAUGCCCCACAUCACCACAGGCCCCCCAGCAGGGUUUCCCCAGAAAACACUACAGACAAGCCCAGAUCCAGGCCUGGAAAGUCUCCAGAGAGAGGUGGGAGGCAGAUGGACAACUACGAACCAAUCUCGCCACCACAGACCUACCAAAGCAUGGACAAGCAGGAGGCUGCUGGGCCUGCAAUCCAAAGACGAGAGGCCGAUAACUCUGAGAUCAGGAGCGACUCCCGAUCCCCUGGCAAUGUCAGUUAUCUGCCCUCCUUCUUCACCAAACUAGAGAACACCUCACCAAUGGUGAAAUCCAAAAAGCAGGAGAUCUUUCGUAAGUUGAACUCCACCUCGGGUGUCGGUGAUUCUGAUGUUGGAAAUGCCCAACCAGGCACAGAGAUUUUCAACUUGCCUGCAGUUACCAGCUCCAGCAGCAUCAACCCCAGGAACCACUCUUUCAGUGACCCUGCUAGUAACCUGGGCCUGGAGGACAUCAUCCGUAAAGCCUUAAUGGGCAACUUGGAGGACAGACAGGAGGAGCACCAAGCAGCAGUAGGUGCCAUCAGCAGCACGAGCAGUGACACCCGCCAGGAGGCCAACCCGUCACCCGGCAUCGGGAAGCAGAAGCAGAGCAAAGCCAACAGUCGGAAAUCCAAGUCUCCUAACCUGGGUCAGGCCUACUCAGGAGGGGAUCGUCCCUCCUCAGUGUCCUCUGUCCACUCGGAUGGAGACUAUCACAGACAAUCACAAGUCCAGUCCCAGUGGAGUUGGGAUGACCGACCCUCAUCUGCGGGGUCCAUGCAGUUCCCUUACAAUCCGCUGACCAUGCGCAUCAUGAGCAGCACGCCACCCACCUCCAUAUCGUCCCCUUCCAUACAGAGCCAGCAGCAGCAUCAGCCGCCCCCCGCUGGCGCUCAGGUGGGCCAGCAGCGUGUGUGGCAGUCUCUGCUGUCAGAGCAAUACGAGGCCCUGUCCGACAGUGACGACUGAGCUCGGCCCGCUUACUCGCCCUGUAGCCAAGAAGGGAGGAAAAGCGGCCAAGCCGAUUGCAAAUCUGUUCUCCCCCACCUCUUAAACAGGAGUGUCAAGUCAAGUCGACGGGGUGGUAUCCUUCAAUUUUUUUUCCUGGUGCUAUGGCGCCCCCUGGCUGUUAGCUGAGUGUACAAGCAGCAGCCCGUGACGGACUGGGCUCUCCAGAACAAGACUUUUUGGUUUGGAAGCGCUCACCCGGUCUGUUGGGGAAAUAAAACUCGACUGAGUGGAUGACUUGAGAUACAGUGAAGUAGAUAUGUAAAUAGGACCAUUUUGUUUGAUUUCUGUAAAGCUAUAAAUCAACUUUAAGAAAAUGUAUGUAAAUAGGUAAACUUUUUUUGCAGUGUUUUUCUUAACUUGAUUAUUUCUUAUUUUAAUGUCGCUUUUAAAUGAGUCCACUCUAAAUGCUAAGUAAAGAUGUGUAAUCUUUAAUGCUGCAGGUGGUCUCCCAUCACUUUAAUACGUGAUUUCUACUCUCCCUGCAAGCCCUCCUCCAAGCACCCCAUUACAGGCUGGGAAGAUACACUGCUGACAUUUUAAACAGCGUUUGUUGUCUAAGUUACAGUGCAUCCGGAAAGUAUUCACAGCGCUUCACUUGGUCCACAUUUUAUGUCACAGCCUUAUUUUACGAUGGAUUAAAUUCAUUUUUUCCCCUCAAAGAUUUUACAACACCCCAUAACAAUGUGGAAAAAGUUUUGAAAUUGUUGCAAAUUUAUUUAAAAAAAAUGUAAAAACCUUAAAAAAAAAAAAAAUCACAUGUACAUAAGUAUUCACAGCCUUUGCUCAAUACUUUGUUGAUGCACCUUUGGCAGCAAUUACAGCCUCAAGUCGUUUUGAAUAUGAUGCCACAAGCUUGGCACACAGGUCUUGGGCAGUUUCUCCCAAUCCUCUUUGCAGUACCUCUCAAACUCCAUCAGGUUGGAUGGGAAGCGUUGGUGCACAGCAAUUUUCAGAUCUCUCCAGAGAUGUUCAGUUGGAUUCAGGUCUGGGCUUUGGCUGGGCCACUCAGACAUUCACCGAGCUAUUCUGAAGCCACUCUUUUGAUAUCUUGGCUGUGUGCUUAGUGUCAUUGUCCUGCUGAAAGAUGAACCGUCGCCCCGAGGCCAAGAGCGCUCUGGAGCAGGUUUUCAUCCAGGAUGUCUCUAUAUAUCGCUGCAGUCAUCGUUCCCUCUAUCCUGACUAGUCUUCCAGUUCCUGCUGCCGAAAAACAUCCCCAAAGCAUGAUGCCGCCACCACCAUGCUUCACUGUAGGGAUGGUAUUGGCCUGGCGAUGAGCAGUGCCUGGUUUUCCCCAAACGUAACGCCUGGCAUUCACUCCAAACAGUUCAAUUUUUGUGUCAUCAGACCAGAGAAUUUUGUUUCUUGUGGUCUAAGAGUCCUUCAGGUGCCUUUUGGCAAACUCCAGGGGGGCUGCCAUCUGCCUUUUUUUACUAAGGAGUGGCUUCCAUCUGGCCACUCUACCAUACAGGCCUGAUUGGUGGAUUGCUGCAGAGAUUCCUCUCCACAGAGGAACAUUGGACCUCUGACAGUGACCAUCAGGUUAUUGGUCACCUCCCUGACUAAGGCCCUUCUCCCCCGGUCACACAGCUUAGAUGGCCAGGCCAACUCAAGGAAGAGUCCUGGUGGUUCCAAACUUCUUCCACUUACAGAUGAUGGAGGCCACUGUGCUCAUUGGAACCUUCCCCAGCCUUGUGCCUCAAGACAAUCCUGCCUCAGAGGUCUACAGACAAUUCCUUUGUCUUCAUGCUUGGUUUGUGCUUUGACAUGCACUGUCAACCCUGGGACCUUGCAUAGAUAGGUGUGUGCCUUUCCAAAUCAUGUCCUAUCAACUGAAGUCACCAUAGGUGGACUUGAUGAAACAUCUCAAGGAUGAUCAGUGGAAACAGAAUGCACUUGAGCUCAAUUUUGAGUUUCACGGUAAAGGCUGUGAAUACUUGCGUACAUGUGAUUUUUAAGUUUAAUAAAUUUGCAACAAUUUCAAAAAACUUUUUUCACAUUAAAGUGUUGUGAAUACUUUCUGGAUGCGCCGUACAUCUGCAGUUUUCAAGCUUGUGCAGAAGGGUGUGCGUCACAAUAUUUGGAAUUUUCUGUAUUGCUUCCACCCCACUCUCCAUUUUUUACAAAUGUUUUUGUCAUGCCUUGUGCUUGAGAAAGAAGGCAGCUUUAAUUUUCUCAGCGAUACGUCUGUGUUGGAUGUUUGUAUUUGUUUCUCGUACCUUUUUAAAAAAAACAAACAAAAAAAACCACCUCCCUGAAACAAAAAAUUUGUAGAAUGUCUUUCCAAUUCAAGACAAUUUUGCACUUUUUGCUUAUUGGUAGGAAAAUCCAUCGUACAUCCUGUUUAUUUGUGAGUAAUUGAUAAUGUUCUUCUGGGUUUCCCACCACUCACAGCUAUCAGUGAUUCCAAACCACGGCCUUUCCGUUUCUGGGAUGUCAAAUAUAAACUGAACCACACGGACACCAUAGAUGGCUGUAAUGUUACUUUCAACUAUAUGUGGAUAAAUGCUCGCCAUCUUCACUUUUUACUUUGCUGUCCUUUGCUUUAACUUCAGUAUGUACUAUCCCCAUUUUUAUUUACACUUUCAAUCUUUUGUCACAGCACAUGUUCACAUUGUUUUUCUAUUUCCACAUAUUUGUUUUGUGUCCUGUUUAGAUGGGAUGGUAGUUGUUUACAAAGGCAGUGACAAAUGUUUACAAACUUGAAUUUGAAAAGAAAUAUCGACUUGAAGCCGAAAAAGAAUUACGUCUUUUCAAGCUAGAAAACCCGCAGUUGUGACUUUUGUUUUUUUUUUUAAUCCCGACUUGAAAAUGCUUGUAUCCUUUGACGUUGAAAUGCAAUGAAUCGUAUGGCACAAUGUCUUUUAGUUGGCAAUUACAAAAGUUCAGACCAAUCAAUAAAGUGGAUCAGUGUGAAAUGUUA
Molecule: messenger RNA, 10331 nt
Organism: Dunckerocampus dactyliophorus (ringed pipefish)
Lineage: Eukaryota; Metazoa; Chordata; Actinopteri; Syngnathiformes; Syngnathidae
Gene: ncor1
Product: nuclear receptor corepressor 1
Exons: 46
Coding region: 218-7369 (2383 amino acids)
Biological process (GO): negative regulation of transcription by RNA polymerase II
Molecular function (GO): nuclear thyroid hormone receptor binding; transcription corepressor activity
Source: RefSeq, a predicted model, not a curated record